This is a messenger RNA of Salpingoeca rosetta, 3499 nucleotides long. RefSeq lists its product as uncharacterized. Gene Ontology annotation, biological process: microtubule-based movement; mitotic spindle assembly. NCBI's taxonomy places the organism in Eukaryota, Choanoflagellata, Craspedida, Salpingoecidae. The record is from RefSeq and is a predicted model, not a curated record. Bases 209 to 3289 code for a protein of 1026 amino acids. Gene Ontology annotation, molecular function: ATP binding; plus-end-directed microtubule motor activity; microtubule binding. Gene Ontology annotation, cellular component: spindle microtubule; nucleus. The transcript has 21 exons.
GAAAGCACACAAACACCAACACAUCAACAACCUCUCGCUCGACGACCUCCUCCACCUCCCCGCAUAUCACGACCAUCACCACAGCGAGGUUGCUCAACACACAUCAACAAAGGACCAAGCCAGAGCAGAGCAUUACUGGAGCUUUACCCAAGGUUCAGUUCAGGUUGCUGCCAAAACCACAGGAACAAGUUUUUGACAAAUCAUCAUCAUGCCACCAUCUGCUGGUUCGUCGCGCAAGUCUGCUCGCGAGUGCAACAUCCAGGUUGCCGUGCGCUGCAGGCCUUUGAACCGCAAGGAACAAGAUGAAAACUCGCCUUCCAUUGUGGAAUGCACGCCGCAACUCAGCAAGAUCACCGUCAAGGGCCUCAAGUACGACUCGAAGACGUUCGCGUACGACCACGUAUUCCCUCCGGAGACAUCGCAGGUCGACGUGUACGAGACUCUGGUGGAGCCGCUGCUGGAUGAGGUCUUGACCGGUUUCAACUGCACCGUGUUUGCCUACGGCCAGACAGGCACGGGUAAGACGCACACCAUGGAAGGUGUUCGUUCCUCUGACGCUGUCACUGUGGAGGACCCAGGCCUCGGCAUCAUCCCACGCGCUCUGUACCAGCUGUUUGAGAAGCUUGAGCAGACCACAAACGAGUUUUCAGUGCGCGUGUCCUUCCUCGAAAUCUACAACGAAGAACUCUUUGACCUGCUCUCUCCGCUGGACCAGUACCAGAAGCUCCGCUUGUUCGAGGACAGCCGUAGCAAAGGCAGCGUUGUGAUCCAAGGCCUGGAGGAAGUCAUUGUCCACAACGCAAGCGAGGUGUUCGGUCUUAUCCAACGCGGCACCGAGAAGCGCCGCACGAGCGAGACGAAGAUGAACAAGGCGUCCAGCCGCUCCCAUUCUGUCUUUUCCGUCACCGUCCACCAGAAGGAGAGCUCCAUGACCGGCGAGGAGCUGCUCAAGACCGGCAAGCUCUACCUCGUCGAUCUUGCUGGCAGUGAGAACAUUGGGCGGAGUGGUGCGAAGAAAGACCGCGCACGCGAAGCAGGCAACAUCAACCAGUCACUCCUCACCCUCGGCCGUGUCAUCCAAAAGCUUGUGCAAAAGGAGCAGCACAUCCCGUAUCGUGAGAGCAAGCUCACGCGUCUGCUGCAAGAUUCGCUCGGUGGCCGCACCAAGACGUCCAUCAUCGCCACCAUCUCCCCUGCCAUGUGCAACCUCGAAGAGACACUGAGCACACUGGACUACGCGUUCCACGCGAAGAACAUCAAGAACCGCCCGGAAAUCAACCAGAAGCUGACGAAGAAGGCGCUCAUCAAGGAGUACACCGACGAGAUUGAAAAGCUGAAGAGGGAUCUACUCGCCACGCGCUCCAAGAACGGCAUUUAUGUGGACCAGGAGAACUACGAAGCAAUGCAGGCGAAGAUUGAGUGCCAGGAAGGCAAGAUUGCCACGCUUGAGCAAGAGCUCGCCAAGACCAUGGAACUCUUUGACACGACAUCAAAGGAGCUGCAGUCCACCAAGACCGAGCUUGAGGAGAAGACCACAGUUCUGCACGAGACAAAGGAGACGCUCGAAGCAACGACUGUCGAGCUGAACGAACGGACGCUUGAGCGCGAUCGCACGCAGUUCAUUGUUGAUGUGAGUGGCGAAGUGCCGCAUGUGGAUGGCCUGCACGCCAAGGUGCAGCGCAAGAGAGCAGUGGAGACACACAACGAAGCCGUCCUCUCGCGACUUCGUGAGCAGACGAAUGGAGCUCUUGGUUCUGUCAAAUCUGACGUUGAAGGAUUCGCUGCCACACACGGCACCCAGAUGCAAGAGCUGGUGUCCAACUUUCAGGCGUUUGCUUCUGCCACACAACAAGGCCUCGAAGCAACAAAGCAACAAGUGGAUGAAAUGUCCACGGCUCUGCAAGAAAAUGUGAUGGCCACAGCUGCAAACGCCCUUCAGUCCAUGACACGCGCUGGUGAAGAGAGUGCUCGUACUUGCGCAGAAGCCGCUCAGGCCAACUUUGACACCAUGGCCACAGCCAACCAGGCAUUUGCAGAGAACUUCUCCCAAGAGAUGCAGCGGCUGCAGGAUCUCGUUGCCCAGCAAAACGAGAUGUUCUCGCGGUUUGUUGCCACCAUGUCUGGCCAGCUUGCUGGCGUGCACGACUGCGCCCGCUCUUUCGCGGAGCAGCAGCAACAGUCCCUCCAGGCCCACGGCGCGAAGCUGGAUGCUGCGCUUGACAGUGCAAAGCAGGAAGUGAGCGGCAUUGGUGCGCGCAUGCACGGUUACGCCACAAACCUCGAGGCCGAGGUGGCCGAGGAGGUGGCGACUGUCAAGGAUCAAAUUGGCGCCAUUCUGCAACAGCUGGUGUCGCGCGUUGGCGCCAAGACGCAGGUGGCAGCAGAUAUUGCUGGAGACGUGCAAACGUUUGCCAGCGCGCUCGGCGAGCGACGGGGCGAGUUCCAGCAGGAUGUGGCAGAACAGCGUGAAGCCAUCACCACCUUCAACGCGCAGCUGGAGCAGCACCAGCAGCAGCAACAGCACGCCGCCCAGCAGGCGCAGGCAGCAGUCGAGGAGCGCCAGGAGGAAGCGGUGGCGGCGCAACAAGCGCUUGGCCAGCGCGUGUCUGCCCAUGUGGAGAGCGCUGACGCAGCGGCGCAGCAAGGAAAGAUGGCUGUCAGCGACACGUGCGCGCAAAGCAUGGAGCGGCUGGCCGCAGCACAGACACACGCUGCGGAGGGCGUUCAGGGCAGUGUGUCGGCCACGGUCACGCAGUGCGCCCACACACGUGACGGUGUGGAGCACUUGUUGCACGAGGUGGCGCGUGGUGCAGACACACAUGCGCGUGGACUGGCUGCGAGUGGGGAGGGGUGCGUGUCCUUCACAACUACGACGUCGCAAGCCCUCGAUCAUCUUCAGCAGGGUGUUGACAGCAUCAUUUCCAACGAAAUUCGCAAGGACAUGCCAACUGGCACCACCCCAGCCAAGCAGGUGUACACGUAUCCACGUGCGCUUGCAGCAACCCGCCCCCACGAUGAGCUGAAGCGCGAGUUUACGGAGCUGCUGUCCAUCGCAGAGGCGCAGUCGUCUGAUGAAGACGAUGGCGCUGAGGAGACGAACGGCGCCAGCAUGAGCGAUGCAGGCAACGCUAACAGCUCGGCACAGGCGGACGUCUCCCUGUCUUCUUCGUCUUCAUCGUGCGAAGAGAAUGCCGACGCAGCAGGCACCGAGGACAAGGCCGCCCCACGGCCAAGCAAGCUCGUCCAGCCCAGCGUCGUGCGUACGCCACUGGGUUCCGUUAACAACUGACAUGAAGCAGUUGUGUCAUGUCACGCUAGCAAGCAAGCAAGUGUGCUUGAUUGUGCCACGUGUGCGACAUCCCAGAAAGCCAAAGCGCAAGCAGGAAGACGAAGUCCUUGAUGCUGCCUGACGUGGCAGUUGUGUUUGGAUGUGUCAUGGUUGUUGUUGCGUUGUGUUUGAGGAGGAGUUUCUCGUUUGCAUCAUCAUCAUAAACAAGAA